AUGAUGUCAUCGAUGGCGAAGUUGAACACGAAGGGUCCUGCCACUGCCCUUUUCUUACUCCCGUUACCACUUCAAACGGUGUUGUAUAUCCUGCUGGUGUUCGAACUGCAGCAAUUGUUCGCUGAUUUAUGUCAUCAGGCCGCUGUUCUGGUACGCUUCGCUCAUGACUGUGGUGUCCUAUAUGCCUAUAACUAUUGGGCAACAAUGAAAUCAGUAACGUUGUUAUUUGUCUUGCUGCUUACAGUUAUGCACUUAUCACUUUCCAUCAGUCAUGACAGGUCCAUUUACGAGGCUCUACUGAAAAAUAUGGAACAAGAACUCGCAGAACGUGAACUACUGCGAAUCAUAUCAAGGAGGGAACGAGCGAUCGUUGCUGAGUCAGAGCCACGAGAAAGAAGUAAUGGAAAAGAGUAUCCUGAUUCCGGAGGAAAGCCUGGUACGGUAGCGCCAGGUAUUACGGGGUUGCAGGAGUCAUGUAGGCUACCAAAACGGAAAAAGACUAGGAUGGCGAUCUGUACUUAUAACGCACGUACGCUUGCAUUGGAAGCGGCCAUCGAAGAUCUGACGAUGCUAGCCAAGAAGAUUUAUAGAGGUGCUGGUGGAGUUGGCAUCCACGUCAACACGAGUAUGGCUAAGAACAGCGACUCUUUCGAACAACUUACGACCCGAAUCGGACACGCGCACGACUAUCUUCGUCGAUUACGCUCCAACAUCAAGCCACAAAGAAGAAGAAGAAGUCGAAGCUCUCUAUAUGGACCUGGAGAAGUUCUACAGAGAUCAUGUCUGUCUGAUCAAGACCAUGUCUUCUACAAGGUCAUAAUUGGCGAUUUCAACGCCAAAAUUGGCCCAAGAAGAACGCCGGAGGAACUUCACAUCGGGACCCACGGCCUACAAUGGAAUGACCAGGGGGAGAGGCUCUCCGAGUUCAUCAUGACGACUAAGACCAUCCAUGGGAACUCGCAAUUCCGGAAGUCCUCCUCUCUACGCUGGACGUGGAAGUCACCCGGUGGAGGGUACCGUAAUGAAAUAGACCACAUCAUCGUCAGUAAAAGUUUCUGCCUGACGGACGUCGCUGUUGUACCAAAGUUCUAUACGGGAUCGGACCAUCGCCUCCUCCGAGGAAGAUUUUUCUUCACGAGGAAAGCAGAGAAAACCGCCAUGUUCAGAGAGAGAAAUUCCAGGACUAUCAUCAACUGGGAUCUCUUCGGUACGCUAGCUGGCUUUUGGGAAGAUUCCGCAAUGGACAACAUCGACAAGGAAUAUGACCGGCUCGUUGAACACCUUCACGACUGCGCGAAGAAGGCCGAGAAUUUUAAAACCACCAAGAGACGCCUGUCUCUUGAAACUCUUGAGCUGAUACGCCAGCGUGGAGCAGCACGAGCCGCAGGGAACCAAGAACUCACGUUCGAGCUCGCAAGGCUUUGCAGAGAGGCGAUAAAGGAAGACCUUAAAGAGAGAAGAGCAGAAGUGCUGGCUGAAGCUGCAGAGGCGGGGAAAAGCAUAAGCUAUGCCCACCGAGACUUCGCCAGUCGCAAGACGAGGAUGACUGCUCUCCGGAACCUAAAGGAAACAGCCACUGCAUCGAGAAGGGGGAUGGAGAAAAUCAUCUACGACUUCUACUCUGAUCUCUUCGACAGCCAUGUUCACUUGCGUCCUCACCAUCUGAGGAAGACAGACAAGUCAUUCCAGAAGUUCUCCCGUCCAAAAUACGACAUGCUAUCAUGUCGGAUUGAAAAAGUCUUGGAUGAAGGACAGCCGUGCAAGCAAGCAGGGUUUCGAAUAGGAUUCAGCACGAUUGACCACAUUCACACUGUUCCGAAACUCAUCGAGGUAUCACUAGAAUACAAGAUGCCGCUCUGUCUCACCUUCAUUGACUUGAAGAAGGCCUUCGACUCAGUUGAGACGGAAGUGGUCGUGGAAGCCUUGGACAACCAAGGCGUCCCUACUCAGUGCAUAAAGGUACUUCGAGAGUUGUACAGUAACUUCACGACUGGAAUGUCGCCAUUCUACAAGAACAUCAUCACUCACCUGAGUCUGCAAAUGACGAUGUUCAUGCGCAACGGAUGGGUCUCGGAUGCCCCUUUCACGCUCAACGGAACGAACAUAUCCGAAUGCACCAGCUACGUUUAUCUGGGUCGGGAACUGAACAUGAUGAACGACCUGACCCCUGAGCUGGGCAGGAGGAGACGAGCGGCUUGGGGAGCGUACAAGAACAUCGAGGAUGUAGUGAAGAAGACCAGGAACACCCGGCUCCGUGCUCACCUCUUCAACACCACCGUACUUCCUGCUUUGACCUAUGCUUCGGAAACCUGA
Necator americanus (New World hookworm) is the source of this 2313-nucleotide messenger RNA. RefSeq lists its product as uncharacterized. Lineage: Eukaryota; Metazoa; Nematoda; Chromadorea; Rhabditida; Ancylostomatidae. The transcript has 9 exons. The record is from RefSeq and is a predicted model, not a curated record. The coding region runs from base 1 to 2313 and encodes 770 amino acids. Gene Ontology annotation, molecular function: catalytic activity.